GUAAAUUAUGAAGCUAGGGAAAAUAUUAUUAAAUUCAAAAAUUCUUUCAUCAGAAGUGCUUACAAAGUACUUGAUGCAGACAAGCCAACCACCAUGGACAUCAUAUUUCAUAAAAUUAAAAGAUUGCGAAAAUGACUUGAAAGGAAAGACUUCAUUUAAUUGGAAGAUUCCAACAGGCGAGAAUUAUCAUAUUUUAAGGACAUGGUGCUGGCCAUAUCUAAAAUUUCAUUGCACCAAGACAGACCCACCACAAGACUUGGAUAUGGAAAAUAAAUUCUUUGAAAUUAUGAAGAAAAUUAAUCUUGGAAUUCCGUUAAUUGCUUAUGGAGUUGCUGCCAUUUUCCUCAUAAAGCAUGAAGAAGUCGUCCACGUUUCAGAUACAACUCAAAUUAAAAUUUAUUUCCUAAUACCUGAAGAAAAAGGCUCAAGAUAUUAAUAAAGCAUUAGCAUAGGGGCCGUUCACUUAUUACGUUAC
Molecule: messenger RNA, 475 nt
Organism: Chironomus riparius
Lineage: Eukaryota; Metazoa; Arthropoda; Insecta; Diptera; Chironomidae
Source: the annotation of a GenBank genome assembly